GCCGAGCCCCGCAAAGCAGCCAUCUGCCUCACAAUCUCGGCAAAGGGAAGCCCAAGACGUCUACAAACUGUUGAAAGAACAUGAGACAAACCCAUUGGCACCUUACAUUCAUGACCGACCAACUCCCACGGAUGCUCGACAUACUCGGCAAGUACAACAUCAAAAUCACUUACUUUGUCGAGUCAUGGAGCCUCGCCGUCCAUCCCACGGUCGUCAAGAACAUCAUCGCUCGAGGUCACGAGGUUGCUUGGCAUGGCUACCAACAUGAGCCACGGGUUUCACUUCCUCUUGAGGAGAUGCGCGACAAACUUGUCAAAAGCUUUGAGAUAGCUGAGGUGGUGGGGAUAAAUACUGCCCUUGGCGUGGCCCGAGUUGCCACCCCCUUCCUCCACAACCCUCAGCUUGCUUUCAGUCUUGUUCACAACUUCCCCGUCCUUCUGCAAUCAAAUCUCAUCAAGAGCGAAGCUCACCACAAGAUUUACCCAAACCCACCGCCAACACCCCCCAUCAACAAACCAACGAUGGCGUCCCGCGCUUUCUUCGACCCCCUCACUCUCCUCCGUCUCGCCCCCGCCAUCAGCAGCACCGCAUCCUUAACUCUAGCCUGGGACCAGCACUGGAUGCUGCGCAUCUUCACCCUUCCCGAACUCGAGCUCGACAGCAACUUGUAUCUGCCCAAAUGGUUCCACGCCUUCUUCCGCGCCGGCUUACCGAGCGUCCUGGCUUUUCUCUCAGUAACCAUGACGACAGCGACGCUCAAUCUCCGUUCAGAGAGUCUCUUGCUCAAGCGAAGGGGUUCGUACUACUGGUACGCGGCCGGAGCAGUGCUUGCGGCGGGACAUCUGCUUUUUGUUCCGGCUGUGGCGCCGAGGAUUCAGGCUAUUGUUGAGGAUGAGACCAAAGAGAAAUCGGUGGGAGAGUUGAGAAGGUGGUUGAGAGUCAAUGGUAUCCGUGGGUUGACCACUGAUUUGGGGGCUUGGGUGUGCUGUGUUGUUGCUGUGGUGAGGACUUUCAGUGUGUGA
Molecule: messenger RNA, 1022 nt
Organism: Neurospora tetrasperma FGSC 2508
Lineage: Eukaryota; Fungi; Ascomycota; Sordariomycetes; Sordariales; Sordariaceae
Exons: 3
Coding region: 81-1022 (313 amino acids)
Biological process (GO): carbohydrate metabolic process
Molecular function (GO): hydrolase activity, acting on carbon-nitrogen (but not peptide) bonds
Source: RefSeq, a predicted model, not a curated record